AUGGUAGUCCUAGGACCUCUGGCUCUCUCACUGUUGCUGCCCAGUCUCACCCUGCUGGUGUCCCAACUCUCCAGUUCCCAGGACAUUGCCAGUGAGUCCAGCAGUGAGCAGCAGCUGUGCACCCGGAGGGAGCACCCCAUCGUGGCCUUUGAAGAUCUGAAGCCGUGGGUCUCUAACUUCACCUACCCUGGAGUCCGGGACUUCUCCCAGCUUGCUCUCGAUCCCUCCAGGAACCAGCUCAUCGUGGGAGCCAGGAACUACCUCUUCAGACUCAGCCUUGCCAACGUUUCCCUCCUUCAGGCUACAGAGUGGGCCUCUAGUGAGGACACGCGCCGCUCCUGCCAGAGCAAAGGGAAGACGGAGGAGGAGUGUCAGAACUAUGUACGAGUCCUGAUUGUUUCCGGCCGGAAGGUGUUCAUGUGCGGUACCAAUGCCUUUUCUCCAGUGUGCUCCAGCAGACAGGUGGGGAACCUCAGCCGGACUAUUGAGAAGAUCAAUGGUGUGGCCCGCUGCCCCUAUGACCCACGCCACAACUCUACAGCCGUCAUCUCCUCCCAGGGGGAGCUCUAUGCAGCCACUGUCAUUGACUUCUCCGGUCGGGACCCAGCCAUCUACCGCAGCCUGGGGAGUGGGCCGCCACUUCGCACUGCCCAGUAUAACUCCAAAUGGCUCAACGAGCCCAAUUUUGUGGCAGCCUUUGACAUCGGGCUGUUUGCGUAUUUCUUCCUUCGGGAGAAUGCAGUGGAGCACGAUUGUGGGCGCACUGUGUACUCUCGGGUGGCCCGGGUGUGCAAGAAUGAUGUAGGUGGUCGUUUCCUGCUGGAGGACACAUGGACCACAUUCAUGAAGGCCCGGCUCAACUGCUCCCGCCCAGGAGAGGUCCCCUUCUACUAUAACGAGCUGCAGAGUGCCUUCCAUCUGCCUGAGCAGGACCUCGUCUAUGGCGUCUUCACCACCAAUGUGAACAGCAUUGCAGCUUCUGCUGUCUGCGCCUUCAACCUCAGUGCCAUCUCCAAGGCUUUCAACGGCCCAUUUCGUUACCAGGAAAACCCCAGGGCUACCUGGCUCCCAAUUACCAACCCCAUCCCCAACUUCCAGUGUGGUACCCUGCUGGAGACAGGUCCCAACGAGAACCUAACGGAACGCAGCCUGCAGGAUGCACAGCGGCUCUUCCUGAUGAGCGAAGCUGUGCAGCCGGUGUCACCAGAGCCCUGUGUCACCCAGGACAGCGUCCGCUUCUCACAUCUCGUAGUAGACCUUGUGCAAGCUAAGGACACGCUCUACCAUGUACUCUACAUAGGCACGGAGUCAGGUACCAUCCUGAAAGCGCUGUCUACAGCCAGCCGCAGCCUGCGUGGUUGCUACCUGGAGGAGCUGCAUGUGCUGCCCCCUGGGCGCCUUGAACCUCUGCGGAGCCUGCGCAUCUUGCACAGCGCGCGUGCGCUCUUCGUGGGCUUGAGCGACCGGGUUCUGCGGGUCCCGCUGGAGAGGUGCUCAACCUACCGUAGCCAGGGGGCAUGCCUGGGAGCACGGGACCCCUACUGCGGCUGGGACGGGAAGCGGCAACUUUGCAGCACGCUUGAGGACAGCUCCAACAUGAGCCUGUGGAUCCAGAACAUCACAGCUUGUCCUGUACGAAAUGUGACACGGGAUGGGGGCUUCGGCCCAUGGUCACCAUGGAAACCGUGUGAGCACUUAGAUGGAGACAACUCGGGUUCUUGCCUGUGCCGGGCCAGAUCCUGUGACUCCCCAAGGCCUCGCUGUGGCGGCCUCGACUGCCUAGGGCCAGCUAUCCAUAUCGCCAAUUGCUCCAGGAAUGGGGCGUGGACCACAUGGUCAUCGUGGGCUCAGUGCAGCACGUCCUGUGGGAUCGGCUUCCAGGUCCGUCAGCGAAGUUGCAGCAACCCGGCGCCCCGCCACGGGGGUCGCAUCUGCGUGGGCAAGAGCCGGGAAGAGCGGUUCUGUAAUGAAAACACGCCUUGCCCGGUGCCCAUCUUCUGGGCUUCCUGGGGGUCCUGGAGCAAGUGCAGCAGCAACUGUGGAGGCGGCGUGCAGUCGCGCCGUCGUUCUUGCGAGAAUGGCAACUCGUGUCCGGGUUGUGGCUUGGUGAGGGCGUGGAGCUGGGGCGCGGGGUGCGGGGAGACCUACAGGCCGAGGGGAGGGUCUGAAACCACUCUCACCCCGAAGGAGUUCAAGACUUGCAACCCUGAGGCCUGCCCGGAAGUGCGACGCAACACCCCCUGGACGCCCUGGCUGCCGGUGAACGUGACCCAGGGUGGUGCGCGCCAGGAGCAGAGAUUCCGCUUCACCUGCCGCGCGCCGCUGCCGGACCCGCACGGUCUGCAGUUCGGCAAGAGGAGGACGGAGACCAGGACCUGCCCGGCCGACGGCACCGGAGCCUGUGACACCGACGCCCUGGUGGAGGAUCUCCUGCGCAGCGGGAGCACGUCCCCGCACAUUCUGAACGGAGGCUGGGCCGCCUGGGGUACGUGGUCAUCCUGCUCCCGGGACUGCGAGCUGGGCUUCCGCGUCCGCAAGAGAACUUGUACCAACCCGGAGCCCCGCAACGGGGGCUUGCCCUGCGUGGGAGACGCUGCGGAGUAUCAAGACUGCAACCCGCAGGCUUGCCCAGUGCGGGGUGCCUGGUCCUGCUGGACUGCGUGGUCCCAGUGCUCCGCAUCCUGCGGCGGUGGCCACUAUCAACGCACCCGUUCCUGCACCAACCCCGCCCCGUCCCCAGGUGAGGACAUCUGCCUCGGCCUGCACACGGAGGAGGCCCUAUGUGCUACACAGGCCUGCCCAGAAGGCUGGUCACUGUGGUCUGACUGGGGUGUCUGUACGGAGGAUGGGGCCCAGAGCCGGAGCCGGAGCUGUGAGGAGCUUGUCCCAGGGCCAGGUGCCUGUGUUGGCAACAGCAGCCAGAGCCGGCCCUGCCCCUACAGUGAGAUUCCUGUCAUCCUACCUGCUUCCAGUGUGGAGGAGACCGCCAGCUGUGCAGGGUUCAGUCUCAUCCACCUGAUAGUCACUGGUGUGUCCUGCUUCCUGGGAUCUGGGCUCUUGACCUUGGCAGUGUACCUGUCUUGCCAGCACUGCCAACGCCAGUCUCAGGAGUCCACGCUUGUCCAUCCUGCCACGCCUAACCACUUACACUACAAGGGCGGGGGCACCCCCAAGAAUGAGAAGUACACCCCCAUGGAAUUCAAGACACUGAACAAGAACAACUUAAUUCCUGAUGACAGAGCCAACUUCUACCCACUGCAGCAGACCAAUGUGUAUACAACCACCUACUACCCCAGCCCACUGAACAAGCCCAGCUUCCGGCCUGAGGCCUCACCUGGACAGCGCUGUUUCCCCAACAGCUGA
Messenger RNA from Grammomys surdaster, 3363 nucleotides. RefSeq names its product semaphorin 5B (gene Sema5b). Gene Ontology annotation, biological process: axon guidance; positive regulation of cell migration; axon extension. Lineage: Eukaryota; Metazoa; Chordata; Mammalia; Rodentia; Muridae. The record is from RefSeq and is a predicted model, not a curated record. Gene Ontology annotation, molecular function: semaphorin receptor binding; chemorepellent activity. The transcript has 20 exons. The coding region runs from base 1 to 3363 and encodes 1120 amino acids.